This is a messenger RNA of Phytomonas sp. EM1, 976 nucleotides long. NCBI's taxonomy places the organism in Eukaryota, Euglenozoa, Kinetoplastea, Trypanosomatida, Trypanosomatidae. The record is from the annotation of a GenBank genome assembly.
UAUAUAUCUUAAUAGUCAUACAUAGUUUUCCUUUUUAGUAUUUCCGGACAAGGAAAUGGUGCGGAACACUGCAGAGAACAAGGGUUUCAAGGCAGCCCUUGGCAAGGACGCAUUCAAGGCUCAGGUUGAAGCAAUAAAGCGAAGCAAAAGGAGCAAGUACACUCCUGUUUCCCAACACUCCAAAGGCAAUCCCGUUCACCGUGAGCUCAAGUACCAUGAGCGAAUCCUUCUGAAGAAACAUGACUUCAUGCAAUACCCACAGGAUAAUUGGCAUGAGCCGUACUGCAUUACGAAGUACCACCUAGAGGAUCGUGAGGACUACCGUCGCUACCUCCGACUGGUUGGGCUUAUUCGUCAGCUCCUCACGCAGCUGCGGUACUUGCCGGCGGAUAGCAAAAUACGCAUUGAAGUGACGCAGCAGCUCUUGGACAAGUUGUAUAACAUGGGUUUGAUUGGGGAAAAACUCGGCCUUACGGAGGUGGAUAAGGUUGGCGUGGAGGUCUUCUGCAAGCGCCGUAUCCCGACUGUUAUGCGCGACCUGAAGAUGGCUCCCAACUGCAAGAUGGCGGCGGAUCUUAUUCAUCAUGGCCAUGUGCGCGUGGGGACGACGCAGAUCCGUGAUCCAGCCUUCUUGGUACCGCGGGGACUCGAGGACUUUGUGACGUGGAAGCCAGGCAGCAAGAUUCGUCAACACGUGGAUACCUUCAACGUGAAGAGGGAUGAUUACGAAUACUCCUAGGGUGUGCCGUACACAAGUGCUCUAUUUGGUUGUUGAUCUAACAGCGAAAUGUAAUGCGUUUAAACUGAAAGUAAUUUUUUGAAGAUAGUAAAAGGUGAUAUCCUAAAUUUAAUAUUGCAUAAGCUUUUUUGUUGUUGUUAUUGCACUACUUUUCAUUGCAAUACUGCUUCCACAGAUUAAAGUACAUUUACUUGCUCUUACAUUCCUUUUCUUCGAAAAUUUUGAUGUGAGUUGACA